Messenger RNA from Hipposideros armiger (great roundleaf bat), 477 nucleotides. It is a transcript of the gene RBIS, whose product is annotated as ribosomal biogenesis factor. The record is from RefSeq and is a predicted model, not a curated record. The transcript has 4 exons. The coding region runs from base 113 to 415 and encodes 100 amino acids. Gene Ontology annotation, cellular component: nucleolus. Lineage: Eukaryota; Metazoa; Chordata; Mammalia; Chiroptera; Hipposideridae. Gene Ontology annotation, biological process: ribosome biogenesis.
GGUUUCAUUGGCUGCCUACCCCGGAACUUCCUGGAUCCUGCGCGUGCUGGUGGCGUCUCCUGGAGCUGCGGCGGCUGUACGAGUGGUGGUAGCCUAGGUCUGGCGAGAGGCCAUGGCCAAGAACAAACGGCGUGGGCCCAAGCCCAGGAACGUAUUUCACAUAGCCAGCCAAAAACACUUCAAGGUUAAAAGUAAAGCCAAGCCAGUUACCACUAACCUGAAGAAGAUCAACAUUGUGAAUGAUGACAAAGUUAAUAGAAUGAAUAAAGCCUUUGUCGAUAUCCAAAAGGUGCUCACCCACUUCUCCAAAGGCCUCUCCCUUGAGCCUGUGCAGAAACCGCUGAUUCCUCAGCAGUGUCAUGAAAACGAAGCAGUUAAUGUGGACGAGGCCACAAAGUUAAUGGCUCAGUUGUAAUACGCUGGUGAGGUGUCAAGUCCCCCAAAAGACAAAUAAAUAAAAUGUUUUAUACAACUUUA